Messenger RNA from Manis pentadactyla (Chinese pangolin), 2481 nucleotides. It is a transcript of the gene CXXC1, whose product is annotated as CXXC finger protein 1. Bases 211 to 2196 code for a protein of 661 amino acids. Gene Ontology annotation, biological process: positive regulation of DNA-templated transcription. Gene Ontology annotation, cellular component: Set1C/COMPASS complex. The record is from RefSeq and is a predicted model, not a curated record. NCBI's taxonomy places the organism in Eukaryota, Metazoa, Chordata, Mammalia, Pholidota, Manidae. Gene Ontology annotation, molecular function: zinc ion binding; DNA binding. The transcript is spliced from 15 exons.
CCGGGAAGCGCGAUUAGAAAGGGAAGUAGUUGCGGGCGCCUCACAACCGCCGCGGAGCCCCUGAGUGGUCUGUGUAGUUUCGCGGGUCGCUGGCGGGGCUUGCCAGGGCGUGCGCCGUGAGCAGAGAGAUGAAUAUUGGGGUCUCUGGUGAGCCAUGAUGGGGUUGCAAUGGAAAAAUGAGGCACCAUGACGGCGGUUCUCUGAGGAGCCAUGAUCGGGGGGAUUCCACAGGAGGGGGAUGGUUCAGACCUGGAGCCUCCAGAUGCUGGGGAGGACAGCAAGUCGGAGAAUGGGGAGAAUGCACCCAUCUACUGCAUCUGCCGAAAGCCGGACAUCAACUGCUUCAUGAUCGGGUGUGACAACUGCAAUGAGUGGUUCCAUGGGGACUGCAUCCGGAUCACUGAGAAGAUGGCCAAGGCCAUCCGAGAGUGGUACUGUCGGGAUUGUCGAGAGAAAGACCCAAAGCUGGAGAUCCGCUAUCGGCACAAGAAGUCACGAGAGCGGGACAGCAAUGAACGAGAUGGCAGUGAACCCCGGGAUGAGAGUGGAGGGCGCAAGCGACUGGCCCCGGAUCCGGACCUGCAGCGCCGGGCAGGGUCAGGGACAGGGGUUGGGGCCAUGCUUGCUCGGGGCUCUGCUUCACCCCACAAAUCCUCUCCACAGCCCUUGGUGGCCACAUCCAGCCAGCAUCACCAGCAGCAGCAGCAGAUCAAACGGUCGGCCCGCAUGUGUGGUGAGUGUGAGGCCUGCCGACGCACUGAGGACUGUGGCCACUGUGACUUCUGCCGGGACAUGAAGAAAUUUGGGGGCCCCAACAAGAUCCGGCAGAAGUGCCGGCUACGCCAGUGCCAGCUUCGGGCUCGGGAAUCGUACAAGUACUUCCCUUCCUCGCUCUCGCCAGUGACGCCCUCAGAGUCCCUGCCAAGGCCUCGCAGGCCACUGCCCACCCAGCAGCAGCCACAGCCAUCACAGAAGCUGGGGCGCAUCCGUGACGACGAGGGGGCAAUGGCAUCUUCAGCAGUCAAGGAGCCACCUGAGGCUAUGGCCACACCUGAGCCACUCUCAGAUGAGGACCUACCACUGGACCCUGACCUGUACCAGGACUUCUGUGCAGGGGCUUUUGAUGACCAUGGCCUGCCCUGGAUGAGUGACACAGAGGAGUCCCCAUUCCUGGACCCUGCACUGCGAAAGAGGGCAGUGAAAGUGAAACACGUGAAACGUCGGGAGAAGAAGUCUGAGAAGAAGAAGGAGGAGAGAUACAAACGGCAUCGACAGAAGCAGAAGCACAAGGACAAGUGGAAACACCCGGAGCGCGCUGAUGCCAAGGACCCUGCAUCACUACCACAGUGCCUGGGGCCUGGCUGCGUGCGCCCUGCCCAGCCCGGCUCCAAGUAUUGCUCAGAUGACUGUGGCAUGAAACUGGCAGCCAAUCGCAUCUACGAGAUCCUCCCCCAGCGCAUCCAGCAGUGGCAGCAGAGCCCCUGCAUUGCUGAGGAGCACGGCAAGAAGCUGCUUGAACGCAUUCGCCGUGAGCAGCAGAGUGCCCGCACCCGCCUUCAGGAGAUGGAGCGCCGAUUUCAUGAGCUGGAGGCCAUCAUUCUGCGUGCCAAGCAGCAGGCUGUGCGCGAGGAUGAGGAAAGCAAUGAGGGUGACAGUGAUGACACGGACCUGCAGAUUUUCUGCGUCUCCUGUGGGCACCCCAUCAACCCACGUGUUGCCUUACGCCACAUGGAGCGCUGCUAUGCCAAGUAUGAGAGCCAGACGUCCUUUGGGUCCAUGUACCCCACACGCAUUGAAGGGGCCACACGACUUUUCUGUGAUGUCUACAAUCCUCAGAGCAAGACAUACUGUAAACGGCUCCAGGUGCUGUGCCCUGAGCACUCACGGGACCCCAAAGUGCCAGCUGAUGAGGUAUGUGGGUGCCCCCUUGUACGUGAUGUCUUUGAGCUCACAGGUGACUUCUGCCGCCUGCCCAAGCGCCAGUGUAACCGCCAUUACUGCUGGGAGAAGUUGAGGCGUGCUGAAGUGGACUUGGAGCGUGUGCGCGUGUGGUACAAGUUGGAUGAGCUGUUUGAGCAGGAGCGCAAUGUACGCACAGCCAUGACAAACCGGGCAGGAUUACUGGCCCUGAUGCUGCACCAGACAAUCCAGCACGAUCCACUCACAACGGACCUGCGCUCCAGUGCUGACCGUUGAGUCUCACUUGCCCAAACAUCCUCACACCCUGCAUUCCAGGCUGGGGAGCUACCCUAAAUCCCCAGUUUUUUUCAUUUUGUCAUUUAUCUGUUUCUCUAUUGGUUCCCGAAUUCCUCCCUCUGCUCAUCCACCAUUUGACUGCCUGUCUGCCCUGGCAGAGGGUGUCAGAAUUUUCUCCUGUCCUUCACUAUUUCUCUGUGCCUGGUGGGAGUAUGGAACCUGCUCAACCUUGUAUUCUCCCUCACUGGUUUUGUUAAUAAAAUUUUGAAGAACCAAGAAAGAUAA